CACAAAACUGUCUCCUUCCCUGGGCCAGACGGAGCGGUGCAGGGAGCCACAGACAGGAGCUGCUUCCAGACAUGGGCCAUCCGCUGCUGCUGCCGCUGCUGGGGCUGUUGCUUCAGACCUGCGUUCCAGUCUCCUGGAGCCUGCAGUGCAUGCUGUGUGGGAGUACUGGGAAAUGCCAGGUGGAAGAGUGUACCCCUGGCCAGGACCUCUGCAGGACCACGAUCAUGCGCAUAUGGGAAGAUGGUGAUGAGCUGGAGGUGGUGGAGAGAGGCUGUACCCACCCAGAGAAGAGCAACAGGACCAUGAGCUAUCGGACAGGCAUGAGGAUCAUCACUCUUACGGAAGCCGUAUGUGGGACCAACUUGUGCAACCAACCCACCUCUGGUCGGGUUUCCACCUUUCCCCGAACCCGAAGCCGGUACCUCGAAUGUGUUUCCUGCGGCUCCUCAGAUCUGAGCUGUGAGAGGGGCUGGGACCAGAGCCUGCAAUGCCGCAGCCCUACAGAACAGUGUGUGGAAGUGGUGACCGACAGGGGCCUGGAAGACAGUCCAAGGGAUGAGCACCACACCCGCGGCUGUGGCAACCUCCCCGGCUGCCCAGGCCCCACCGGCUUCCACAACAACCACACCUUCCACUUCCUGCGGUGCUGCAACACCACCAAAUGCAAUGCAGGCCCAGUCCUGGAGCUUCAAAACCUGCCUCUGAACGGCCUCCAGUGUUACGGCUGUGAGGGGAACAGCACCCAUGGUUGUUCCUCUGAAGAGACUUCCUUAAUUGCCUGCCGAGGCCCCAUGAAUCAAUGUCUGGACGCCACGGGCACUAAUGGGCUGGGCAAUCCGAGCUACACAGUUCGAGGCUGUGCGACCCCCUCAUGGUGCCAGAGUCUCCACGUGGCUGAAGCCUUCAGCAUGACCCAUCUCAAUGUCUCAUGCUGUACUGACAACAGCUGUAACCACCCAAUCCUGGAUCACCAGCCUCGCAUAGGCGGUGCCCCCCGGCCUGGUCCUGCCCACCUCAGCCUCACCAUCACCUUGCUACUAACUGCCAGACUAUGGGGAGGCACUCUCCUCUGGACCUGAUCCCCCACUCCCCCUACCCUGGCUGGAUCCAGGGAGGUCAGCUGCCCUCAGCUCCCAGCCCUGCAGACUUGCUGUGUGACCUCAGGCCAGUGUGCCACCCUCUCUGGGUCUGUUUUCCCAGCCGUUAAGACACCUGUCUCACAGAGUUGCAGAACCAGGAGAGAAAAGCUGAAGAAAGACCGCAGGCCAGCAAGAGAGGUUUAUUAUGUUAGCAGUGUUGCACCGUUGUUAUUAUUAAUUAAUAUUUGUUUUAUUUAAUAUUUUAUACUUAAAUAAAGAUUUUUA
This is a messenger RNA of Nyctereutes procyonoides (raccoon dog), 1364 nucleotides long. RefSeq names its product plasminogen activator, urokinase receptor (gene PLAUR). Gene Ontology annotation, cellular component: plasma membrane. The record is from RefSeq and is a predicted model, not a curated record. The coding region runs from base 72 to 1079 and encodes 335 amino acids. The transcript has 7 exons. NCBI's taxonomy places the organism in Eukaryota, Metazoa, Chordata, Mammalia, Carnivora, Canidae.